Messenger RNA from Neurospora tetrasperma FGSC 2508, 1187 nucleotides. RefSeq lists its product as uncharacterized. The coding region runs from base 1 to 1107 and encodes 368 amino acids. The record is from RefSeq and is a predicted model, not a curated record. Gene Ontology annotation, biological process: peptidyl-proline hydroxylation to 4-hydroxy-L-proline. Gene Ontology annotation, molecular function: L-ascorbic acid binding; iron ion binding; procollagen-proline 4-dioxygenase activity. The transcript has 3 exons. Gene Ontology annotation, cellular component: endoplasmic reticulum. Lineage: Eukaryota; Fungi; Ascomycota; Sordariomycetes; Sordariales; Sordariaceae.
AUGUCCUCUGUCCUAGCCGAACUCCAAAAACUCGUCACCCCAACACCGCCCCACCAACCCCCCCUGAACACGCAAAAAAACAAAGCCCAUCAUCAAUCCAACCCCAUCAAAACCACCUACGAGUCUCUCCCCAUUGACCCACCUCCCACUUUCCUCGCCACCGAACCAGGCAUCACCCCCGUCCCAACUCUCACAGAAAUCGACUGGGCCAAGACAGACCUACCUGAAAACAAGGGACUGUACGCCGUGGUAUUAGAUGGGGUGCUAACAAGAGACGAGUGUGACGAACUGCGCAAGUUGGCGGAGGGGAGUGUUCCGCUUGAGAAGUGGGUGCAUGAAGAACAAGACUCUACCGCAACAGCGACAAAAAAGACACCAUGGGCUCCAGCCCUGGUGAAUGUCGGACUCGGCUACGAAGUACUUACGCCCUCGUACCGCAACUCGUCGCGGAUCAUUUGGGAUCAGCAAGAGGUUGUGGAUAGGCUGUGGGCGCGGUGUUGCUUGGUUCCUGGGUUGAUGGAGAGGUUGGCGGUGUUGGAUGCGGGGAGGGAGAGGGAUGUGAAGAUUAUUACUGGGCGGUCGUUGCCUUCCCCUGCUGCGGAUGGGGAUGGGAAACAGGAGACGGGCAAGUGGGAGUUUGUCAAAGUUAAUAAGCGGAUGAGGUUUUUGAGGUAUGGGGAGGGGCAGUUCUUUAGAGCCCACUGCGACUCCCCCUACCGUGAACUGGACCCUAUCAACUCUGACCGUAUCAACGAGACGUUAUUCACCAUUCACCUCUACCUCAACGACUGCAAGUCAGAAGCUCCGCCCGACAAAAAGGACGAGACGGAAUUGGUCGGUGGUGCCACGGCGUCGUUGUCUGGGGACGAAAAGAGAAAGUAUGAUGUUGAGUGCAAGACGGGGAGGGUGCUGAUCUUUCAGCAUCGGAGGGUGUUUCAUGCGGGCGCGGAUGUGGUGAAGGGGGUGAAGUAUAGUGUUAGGACGGAUAUUAUGUAUCGUGAGGUUUUGAAUGAGCCGGAGGAAAAGGAGGUGGGGCAGGGAAGUGAGCAAGCUGAGAAGAAGGCAGACGACGACAAGCCGCUGAAGGAGGAUGAUGGUGGGAAGUAGGUUUAGUCGUCUUUCGUAACUCAUUAUCUGCUUUACCACAACUUUUCUAGCUCAAGCAAUCAACCACAAUCUCUCCCUAU